GAAUCCAGGCAAGCGGAUCAAGAAAAACCCAAUUCCCCCAGGCGACUCCAGUGUGCGGCCAGAUUUAAGAACCGGUGCUGUCUGUAAUCCAGUGUUCACCAAAAUCACCGGUGCAGCUCGUGAAACGCGGCUCCCCGAGCGGCACCCGACUUGCAUUAGGCCGGGGUAGGGGAACCGGGACAGGUGGUCCGGGCCCCAGGCCCCGCCCCUGUGCUCCGCAGCUCGUGCAGCCGCAGGUGCGGGAGAUGAAAGGCCGCACCGCCCCCAGCCCGCCGCCCGCCGCCAUGGAAGCAGCGCCCGCCCCGGCUCUCCUGAGCGUCCCGCAGGCCGAGGUGCUGGAGGACGUGCUGCGGGAGCAGUUCGGGCCGCUGCCCCAGCUGGCCGCCAUCUGCCGGCUCAAGCGGCUGCCCUCGGGCGGCUACUCCUCGACCGAGGACCUCCAGUUGGUGCUGGAGCGGCGGCGCGUGGCCAACGCCAAGGAGCGCGAACGGAUAAAAAAUCUCAACCGUGGUUUUGCCAAACUGAAGGCGCUUGUGCCAUUUCUUCCCCAAAGCAGGAAGCCUAGCAAGGUUGAUAUCCUUAAAGGUGCAACUGAAUACAUACAAGUUCUCAGUGAUGUUUUGGAAGGAGCCAAAGACUUGGAGAGACAAAAUCUGGAUCACCAGAGCUAUAGCAACAAUGUUUCUGAACCACCUAUAUCAUUGGCUAGAGAUCUAUCGAGAAACAUCACCCAACAUGCCAGCUGUACUGUGGGCUUCAAGAACGAGGAGGAGAGGCCCUGGGCAGAUGGUGGCAGUGGUGAGUCAGCACACACUUGUCGCCAGAGCAUGAUGUCCACGACCGGAGUUAUCUCCCCAACCAGGAGUCUGAUUCAGAUCUACAUCUUUGGCGGGAACGGCAUGGAAGUGAUGCUGUUGUCUACCCAUUGCAUCUUAUUAAAUGGGCCCUGGACCAAGAGUGCUGGGACUCCGAGUGUGGAGGCUGCUCUAGUGGUUGUGUUGACUCAGGAUGUGACUGUGUCUUCUAAAUUCUGGGGACUGAGGGAUUGUUGCUGUGAUGAUAUGGAUGUUGGUUUUUUUCCCUGGAGCUUUGGAAAGGUCCGCUGUGGUGGAAGCCUCACCCCACACAGCUCUGCAGUGGCCCUGCCCCCUGAAGCCAGGAGGAAACAAACUUGGCCCCUGGGCCUGUGGGAGGAUACAUCCUUUAAGGGAGUUCACAUUUCAGAUUUUCUUCCUAGCUCUUGGCUCUUGCGGGCAGUUGGUGGUGCCGGAGUGGACGUGAGCAGAGGCCGGGCGGCGGGACUGCGGCAGCGCGGGCGGCGCGCGCUGCGGGUGGGGGCACUGCAGCACCGCGGCCCUGGGGCAGCCGGGCAGUGGCCCGCUAGAGGGGGCGCUGUGGGCGCCGCCAAGCGUCCUUUUGUCAGCUCACUCGGCCAGGAGAGCUCUCAUUUCCUCCCAGCCUCGUGCGGGAAAUGGAUUUAA
Molecule: messenger RNA, 1481 nt
Organism: Panthera uncia (snow leopard)
Lineage: Eukaryota; Metazoa; Chordata; Mammalia; Carnivora; Felidae
Gene: FIGLA
Product: folliculogenesis specific bHLH transcription factor
Exons: 7
Coding region: 246-1481 (411 amino acids)
Biological process (GO): regulation of transcription by RNA polymerase II; developmental process
Molecular function (GO): DNA-binding transcription factor activity, RNA polymerase II-specific; protein dimerization activity; RNA polymerase II transcription regulatory region sequence-specific DNA binding
Source: RefSeq, a predicted model, not a curated record